Molecule: messenger RNA, 999 nt
Organism: Pararge aegeria (speckled wood butterfly)
Lineage: Eukaryota; Metazoa; Arthropoda; Insecta; Lepidoptera; Nymphalidae
Exons: 6
Coding region: 1-999 (332 amino acids)
Cellular component (GO): extracellular region
Molecular function (GO): chitin binding
Source: RefSeq, a predicted model, not a curated record
AUGUUGAAGGUUCUUGCUUUAGUAAUAUUUGUGUGGGGGUGCAACGCCUGGGCGGAAGAAAGCCUUCUUAUAAACAAGCUUACUGACAAAAACGCAAGGCAAAAGAGAUUGUUAUUUUACGAUGGUGAAGGACAGUUAGUGAACACUUACGGAAAUUCUCUUUACCACUACGGCCGAAAUGAGCAAGAAAAUUUAUUCCACUGGACUUUCUUAAACAACUUUUUAAGCCCUAUUUUCCCAACUGCAAUAGGAAGGACAUCGAUCGCAUACAUGGUACCAGUAUCAGACGCAGUUGUACAGCAGAUUAACAAGGAUCCAGUGUAUCAAAACAAACUCCUCAUACUGACAUAUAAAGACCCACUAGUCGAAGUCAACCCUCUCUGUUCUGGAAGAAGAGCUCAAAUACCCUCUACUAAUCUAUGCAGCAACUUCUUAAACUGCUGGGAUGGCUGGGCGUUUGAGCAGGAGUGCCCAGCUGGUUUAAUGUUUUCGACUGAAGGCUAUUGCGAUUAUCCUCAAAAUGUCAAUUGCAACAAUAGGAAGGUAAAAGAGCCUGUUAGCCCGAUGUGCAGCAAGGAAUUUGAGGCUUUCCGGAACAAAGUUGACUGUAGUGAGUUUUUCGUAUGCGUCAACAGCCUCCCAGUCCGGUUCAAGUGCCCCGUCGACCUUGCCUACAGCGAGGUUUUGGGUAUUUGCGACUAUCCUGGGAGAGUUGCAUGUAAUUUUACUCAAUUGAUUACUCCAAGCGCGCCCUCUAGCGUUCAAACGACUCAACUUUUUACCGAAGCAACUUCAACAAUAACCCCAAGUGAAUCCAGCACGACCGCUGCUUCGACAGCUGCACCUAUAUCAAAUCAAAAUAGGGAUAAGAAUAUGGUGAUAAAUAAAUACGAAUACAAUACGCAAAGUUGGUCAUCAACACACGUUGCCGUAUCGCGUCAAGAUGCAAUCAGACAGUUGCAGCUCGGAAAAAUCGCGCAAAUUAGUGUCGAUAAUUAA